Molecule: messenger RNA, 786 nt
Organism: Talaromyces amestolkiae
Lineage: Eukaryota; Fungi; Ascomycota; Eurotiomycetes; Eurotiales; Trichocomaceae
Exons: 3
Coding region: 1-786 (261 amino acids)
Cellular component (GO): cytosol
Molecular function (GO): electron transfer activity
Source: RefSeq, a predicted model, not a curated record
AUGGCGAGCGGGUUGAGGAUUCUGGUCCCCGUUAAGCGGGUGAUUGAUUAUGCCGUCAAACCGCGCAUCAACAAGACACAAACAGGCGUCGAAACCACCGGCGUAAAACACUCGCUCAACCCCUUCGAUGAAAUCGGUGUCGAGGAAGCAGUCCGUCUCCGCGAGAGAAAAGGCCCAUUGAAAGUCGAAAACAUCCUUGCUCUAUCCGCCGGUGGUGCCAAAUGCGCCGACACGCUCCGCACAGCUAUGGCCAUGGGCGCCGACAAGGCCUUGCACGUUGACGUCCCCGAGUCCGCCGACGGUGGCCCCGAGCCCUUGACGAUCGCAAAGCUACUGCAGGGCGUCGUGCAAAAAGAAAAUAUCAACAUGGUCUUGCUGGGUAAACAGGCUAUUGACGGCGACCAGGGACAGACGGGACAGAUGUUGGCGGGACUGUUGGGCUGGUCGCAGGCGACUCAGGCCAGUAAAGUGGAUAUCAAGGAUGAGAGCGGUACUGUGGAAGUUACCCGUGAAGUCGACGGCGGUGUCGAGACGUUGAGGGCUAAAUUGCCGAUUGUUAUUACUACCGACCUCCGACUGAACGAGCCUCGUUAUGCCAGUUUGCCCAACAUCAUGAAGGCCAAGAAGAAGCCCUUCGAGAAGAAGACGCUGGCGGAUUUUGGAGUUGAGGAUAAGCGACGACUCAAGACUGUCAAGGUCACUGAACCACCCCCAAGACAAGGCGGCGGCAAAGUGGAGGAUGUCGAUGGACUCGUUUCCAAGCUGAAGGAACUUGGCGCUCUAUAA